This is a messenger RNA of Thrips palmi, 339 nucleotides long. RefSeq lists its product as uncharacterized. NCBI's taxonomy places the organism in Eukaryota, Metazoa, Arthropoda, Insecta, Thysanoptera, Thripidae. The transcript has 2 exons. Gene Ontology annotation, biological process: sodium ion transport. Gene Ontology annotation, molecular function: sodium channel activity. Gene Ontology annotation, cellular component: membrane. The coding region runs from base 1 to 339 and encodes 112 amino acids. The record is from RefSeq and is a predicted model, not a curated record.
AUGUUCAGCUAUGGAAAGGGGGCGACCAGGCCGACCCGCCGGCAGGGCCUCCGUCUGGUGUUGCGCGACAUUUGUGAGUUCAGCAGCAUUCACGGCCUUCGAUACACCUUGACGGGCGCUGUCACACCAAGGGUCAUUUGGUCGUUGGCAGUCAUGUCAUCGGCCACCGCCAUGGCCAUCUUCUCGGGGUUCCUGUGGCCACAGUUCACAGAGGGGAAGACGGAGGUCCGCUUGGUGUCGACGCGCGUGCUGCUGGACCAGCGGCCCUUCCCAGCAGUUGCCAUCUGCCCCGAAGCCCCAGUCAGGAAGGACGUCGUCCGGGAUGCUCUAGUGCGGUAG